Molecule: messenger RNA, 4161 nt
Organism: Fusarium redolens
Lineage: Eukaryota; Fungi; Ascomycota; Sordariomycetes; Hypocreales; Nectriaceae
Exons: 2
Coding region: 1-4161 (1386 amino acids)
Source: RefSeq, a predicted model, not a curated record
AUGAGUAGAGAUACUGGAAUUGAGGACUUUGAAGUCACUCUGGUGCCCAUGCAACUGGAUGCGUUCGUCCUGAAUCCAGCUGUAUGCGGCACGGGCACUGACCAAGACACGACUGCGCGCAUCUGUCCCAUCACUCAGCCCAACUACACUUUCCUGAGACUUGACAGCUUCCUGCUUCAGAGCGAUGUUCAGAAUCACGUCGCUCUGCACAAUACCGCCCCGGCGUCUAUCAAUUCACGCUUGACAGACCUCGGUGGUCGUCCGGAGCCUAAGCCGCUCCGCCAUCGUCAUGGCGUCUAUGUCCAUUGGACACUUCCCCGAUUCUACAGAUCAGGAGUGUCUUCAACCGAUUCUGUUCCAGAAUCCAGAAAAAAGGCAGAGAGAGCGCGACGGGGGCUUGAUGCCGCAUCCGCCACGGCCAGUGACAACUCUCCUCAUCAAACCCCGGACUUUCUGCAGCCUCCAACACGCUGGAUUGUCAUCAGAAAGCUCGAAUUGGAUAGUAUACAGCCAUCGAGUGCAAAAGACGCUUUCAAAGACCGGGUGUAUGAAGCUUGGGUCGUUGAGAGUGACUAUGUCUGGUCCCUGGAAGAUAUCCCCAUCCAGGCAGAUCUACAGACAGACGUAGCUCCAUUCGUGCUCGGACACGCCGGCACCGAUGUCAACAUUAACGAGCAAGCUGAAGUCUUCAUUGGGCGCAAGACACCACUGGCUGAGUGGACUGAGAAUCCAAACCCUACUGUUGAUCCUCCAGACAUCAGUCUCCUCCGAAGUGGAAACCAGCUCUUUGCUGACUUCCAGAUGCAUAAUGCCAAUGUCUUUAGCAUCUUGGAUAACUUCGAAUAUGGAGAUAAAGCGCAACCAUCGUAUCUAGACUAUGCCAAGGCAAGCUAUUACGUGCUGGGCUGGCAUUGGAAAGACACCGUUGAUCCCCUCUGGAAAUCGGGUGCCGAGUUUACUCAUGGAGAGAACCUGCAGUCGUUCUUCAUGACCCUUCAAGGGACAGACCAAGCAAAUCCCGACCCGUGGAUGGAUCUCAAGAGUCAAAUCCGUAUCCUCUGUCAUGGCAGCAUGUACGAGGUGGCUUGGGACCACGAGAACAAGCCCAAGACUGUCCCAGCCGACGGAUUCAACGAUCGCCUGCGUGAUCAGAAACAGGCUGCAGUCGCAGUUGGCACAACUCCAAUGGAUGCGUUGCUGGCGUAUUGUCACGCACGUGGUGACGCCAGUGAAAACUCAGAGGAUGUCGCCAAGCUGGAGGAAGAUAUCCUGGCCCUUGAAUCCCUACUACAAGCCCGUGACGACGGCGUCGAGGGCCAGCGAGAGGCCAAAGACUCGGUCUACAACUGGUCCUACACUCGCUCUCCAGGCGGCACGAGAUACUUCUUCGCUGAGGCUGAUGACAAAAGCACGAAUCAGCCCAAGGAACCUGACCCCGCCGCCAUUCAGAAUUCUUGCAACAGAGCGAUGCUGCAGUACCGUUGGGAUAUGUUUUCUCUCUGGUGGAAAUAUGCCAGCGAUCUGGGACAGAGCGAUAAUCAGGGAAACGACCAGAAUGAAGCGUUCAAGGCCGAAGCUGGAAGGAUUUCGAGCCGUAUAAGUGGACUCCAGACCCGCAUCAAACAGCUUGAAACACAUGUUGCCAAUCUCUUGGGAAGCAACCUCUUGGCCACGGUCGAGUCUACAAGCGAGCCUGUUUUCUACGGAGGAAAUGAUCCCACCGUCCUCAUCGGUGGUAUCCCGUCUGGCUGGGCGCUUGAUUAUCUGGAUAACCUCGCUAUUCGGGCGCCGUAUCAGACCAUCUCAAGCGAUCAAGAUCUACCCAGCAAUCUUAGCACCAUCUCACGUCUUGUCGAGAACAAACUGCCCACUGUCUUAACAACAGCUGCCAAAGCACUCAUCACCGAGUUCCAUGCUCUCCGACCUAGAAGCAAUGACUCGGGUACGCCAGGCCAAGGCAAAUUCUACCCUCAAUUUCACGAUCAAUUGACAACCGACAAUCGCUGGCGUGAUCAGUGGGGUGACAGACAGCCAUGGUUUCCUCUCUACGCCGAGUGGGAGGUGGAAUACACCCAUAUUCCAUUUGAGUUCUGGAGCUUAGAUGAACAUACCGCCCGACACUCGGAGAACAAGCUGGUCAGAUAUGGCAUUACUGUUCCAUCUGAUAGCGAGACACCUCCGCCACUAUGGGAUGCUCUCCCCAGAUGGCAAGGCGAUAAGAAGCAGGAUAUUCGCGUUUUAUCUGGACGUGUCUUGAUUCUGCCUCAGCCCAGCUUUGCUUUGGGUGCCAAGAUCAAGCAGCUUUUCCAGAACACACCACCCAGUAUCCUCGAUGAGUAUCUACCAGAAGAGGAUCGACAGAAUCUCCUUGCAAACAUCAGUGAAUUAUCAUAUCUAUCGUCGCCACUCUCCGGCUUCACCAGCGGCCUUGUCACUCAAGCAAAGGGCAGUCAUCUCAAGCCGGAAAACAAAGUCGUCGGUCCUCAGGGAGAGUCAAGCUCUGUUCUGACAGCAGCAACCUUUGACCCGGCUGGAUUGACGCAAGAUAAGCUCCAGCUCAUCGACGGCAACUCAGCGUUGACCCCCUACGCCGCAUUGGUCAACUUCACCGACAGUGAGCACUGCCCUUUCAAGCCUGUGACACACGGUCAGUUCCGGUUCCGCAAGUUCAACGUCAUCGACAAGUUUGGACAGUCCCUCAUGGCCAUUGAUCAGAGGCCACGUAGGGAUGGGCCACCGCCUAUCUACCCCUGCAUAAGCAACUUUUAUGCGCCACAAGAGGUCACACUAGAUGGGAAGAAGUACGCCAACACGGUGAUAAAGGACAACCCGGAGCAGUCCGAGUUCCUUCAGCUACCUCCGCAGAUGAAUCAGCCGGCGCGGAUCAACGCAAAGUUUGUCAGACGCAUUUCUGAUGACCCAAGUGGCACCCCAGCCUCCCAAGGUCCUGCAGCAUGGCGCCCUGUCACAGAAUGGGAAUCACCAAUAUGGGGAUGGGUCAUCACCAACUAUGCCGACUACGGUAUACAGAUCUUCCUCCCUGACGGUACAUUCUACCGUGAGGUCCGCGUCGGCGGUCCUUUGGGAACUCUCCAGUCACCCAAGUGGCUACCGUUCAGCCCUGAUCCAGAUGCACAGCCCACUCCUGAUACGCGCGAGCUUGAUAUUCUCAUCUCCAAGCUGGCCGAUCCGAAAUACCUCCUGGGGUUCUGGGGUAUGAUAACGACGGCACAACAGAAACUCCCCCCGGCUCCUGAUUCCUACGCGCAGUUCCUCAACUCCAUCGUCGGCAAGCCACUUGCCCUCGUCAAUACGGGCUGGUCCGUCGAGCUGAGCGGGCCGCCUCUUGGUAUCCAAAGCACCCAGAGCAAGGUGGUUGAUUCCGAGCGCGCAUUGCUGAAGCCAUCGGAUCCCGAUGACAAGACUCCGUACUAUGAGCUUCAGUUACGGCUCGGAAAUGAAGAGGCGGGAUAUGAUGGGCUUGUCGGUUACUUUGACACAACCGAUGCUGGGUCUGAUCAGUUGAACUAUGAUAAGAUCAAGACCUUCUUCACUCCAGAUGACAAACCCACGGAGCCAUUGAUCCGCCUUGAUACUGAGCAGUAUCCAAUCUUCAGCCCAUUCUGGCAGCCCCCAUUCUCCGGUGCUUCACCCGCUAUUGAGCCUGAAGCCUAUGAGAAUCAGCGUAAUGCCCAGAUGUCAGUCUUUGGCGCUAUACUAGAUCCCUUCACACCCAUCCACGCGUAUUCGUCCUUCUUACCCGCAGCAGAGCUGCUUCUACCACCAUGGACGUGGCAAAAGGCUAUGGACACCAUGACGGCAUUCUUCCACGCAGGGCCCUUGACCAUGCCCGUCAACGAUGUCCCUGGCUAUCUAGAAGCAGAGAAGCUAACUAGCAAGAAUGCUCGUGAUGUCCCAAAGCGCAACUUGCUGCUCCCCUCUCUUGGUGGGGGAGACUGGAGUUGGUUUCAGCCGUACGCUGAGGGGCAGUCCGCGGAGGGCGGAGAUCAGGAUCUGCAGGCUGUUUAUAAUGCGUUUGGUAUCGAGAAGAAGGGUGAUCUGAUGAAACCUGCGUUCCAAGAUGGACCGUACGCUGCUAUUGAGGGGUUCCUGCAGUUGAGAAACCCAAUCGUGGCUCCAAGCAACCCUCAGAAUGCAUAA